Messenger RNA from Theobroma cacao (cacao), 444 nucleotides. NCBI's taxonomy places the organism in Eukaryota, Viridiplantae, Streptophyta, Magnoliopsida, Malvales, Malvaceae. The record is from RefSeq and is a predicted model, not a curated record.
GAAAAGACUUAAAGCUGCCACUGCCAAUGAUAUCUCAACCAAUUCAAAUUAUCAACCACAAUCCGAGAGGGAAGCAUUUGACAGAUUCAGAUAGUCAAAACUUGAGAAGAUUAAACAACCUUAUGGGAUUUCAACAGCAAGUUUGGAGAAUAAAAAUUAAAGAUCAUUGCUGGAUUCAUCAUUAUGAGCGACGGACUAUGGUGACGACGAUGACGGUUCCACUACCGAAUAUGAUCGGACAACGUCGAUUUAGUGCUUCUCGACUAAAUCCCCACGAUCGGAUCUGGCACUCCACAGCCAGAUCCAAUUGCGGGAAACUCCGAUCUAGCACCUUAAUGGCUGGAUAUGGCCAUAUGAUGCGCCAGAUCGACGUUUCAUUACAUCGGUCACAUUUUCGAUUGUCGGCCCAUGGAGAAGAAGAAAGGUAAAAGGAAAAAAAUAAAA